AUGCCUCGACACGGCCCGUGGAGCGCAUUCACGGACUUCAGGGCGUGGGUCCCAGAUCAGAACGGGACUUGGAGUGCCCGCUGGUGGCAGAAUCACUCUUUCGUCCUUUGUGCCCACGGUGGUGGCCUCGAUCCAAGUCCGCGGGCCGUCCAGGCGAUAGCAGCCGGGGCCAUCCCCAUCAUACAGCAUUCUCCACUGGACGCCGCCUACUCGCUCCUGCCCGUCGUCUUCGUCGACAGCUGGACGGCAGAAGCACUCACGGUUGAGAAGCUGAGGCGGUGGAAGGAGGAGCUGCUACCGUAUUACGACGACCCUCGUCUGCGAAUAGAGGUUAUCAAGAGAUUGACGAUGGAUUAUUGGUGGAGGGUCGCCCUGGAUGGCACGCGUGCGGCAACUGGAGACCAUUCGCAGUUGAAAGAUUGGUCUUGA
Prorocentrum cordatum is the source of this 429-nucleotide messenger RNA. The record is from the annotation of a GenBank genome assembly. Lineage: Eukaryota; Dinophyceae; Prorocentrales; Prorocentraceae.